Gamsiella multidivaricata is the source of this 854-nucleotide messenger RNA. RefSeq lists its product as uncharacterized. The coding region runs from base 223 to 732 and encodes 169 amino acids. The transcript is spliced from 2 exons. The record is from RefSeq and is a predicted model, not a curated record. Lineage: Eukaryota; Fungi; Mortierellomycota; Mortierellomycetes; Mortierellales; Mortierellaceae.
AGUAGUAGACUAGUUGGCUGUGGUGUGUGGGAAUCACAUCGUAGACAAUAGGCGACGGGUGUGCAACAUCACAGAUAGAUCGCCGCUAAAGAGUUUACGUGUGGUCUAUUUUUGUUUGCAGUUUUUUGUGCCUCGUCCGGAUGAUGCGUUUUCGUUUGGGCACGUUCUUUUUUCGCGCUCAAAGCAACAGCUCCGAGGAUUCAUCCUGGGCAUCUGGCUCGGAUGUCUGAUGGGUCUCAUCGUCGUGCAGCAGACCGCCGGCAAGGUCUAUAUCCCCAGCCAUCUAGCGAGGUAAGCAUCCCCCCCCCCAUUACAUCAAACAGAUGGAUGGACCCACUAUUGCUCUUGCAACAUCUCUCUUUCUUUCUCGCGUCUUGCAUGAAUACAACACCACAACACAAAUGCGCCAAUCUGCGUGAUGUUACCGGACAAUCGACAAAAAAGAAGAGGACCGUCCUGGAAAUAGAAAAGAAUGUUCCGGUCCGACCCAGUCAGCACCCUCCCGCAGCGGCAUCCCACUUCGCCCUUCUUUCGGUCAUAAAAAAAAUAAUGCGCCAGGGCGUAUAUCCCUUCGCAGCGAAUCACAAUCCAGAUAAUCUCAACAUGUUCUGGGACGAAAAAGGGCGUGGAUGGCAUUGCGCCGGAAGGGGGGAGGGGGUUGUUAUCUCCGAUGUCCUUGCAUUGCAUCCAUCGUUGAGCUACCACACAUAUACGCCCAUCCAUCGACAAUGAUCAGAGGUGUCCAGCUGUGUACCCGGGCCAUUUAGCUUCCUUCCAUCGCCUCCAUCUGCAUGCACCGUGCAUCAUACACACACACAUCAGCUACCAGACAGGAACCACAUCCCUAUCCACAU